UAUGAACAGAAAGCAAAGGGGGUAAAAUGGUAAAUGUGGCCCACCUCUUCCGGAACUCCCAUAGCAGAGAGAACUCAGAAAGUUCAACGACGUUGACGCCACACCAGAUUUGCAAAGGAGGAGGACCCUUUGGUCCAUUCCCACCACGUAGAGAGAGAGAGAGAGAGAGAGAGAGAGAGAGAGAGAGAGAGAGGGACGGAGGAGCGGAGGAGAGAGAGAGAGACAGGUGGCUUAACUCGAAAAGUUUGGAAGAUCUACCGGCUGUCAUUGAUUCAACUAUUCCAGAGUACGGAGACUCCGAAGAAGACAAAGCAAAAUGGCAGUAUAAUGUUUUCAGACUGGCUCUCUACAAGGUCUAAACGACGGCGUUUUCAGGAGAAUAUCCAUCAGCAGCUCUGACGGUAGAGCUCAGUAAUCUGAACUACAUUAUUCAGGGAUUGGCUUAACGGUUUUUCGUGAAAAAGACAUAAAAUUUUGAAGCAUAUUGUUGCAGAUAAUCUGGUAGUGAAGGGCAUGAUUUGUUUUGGCGAAUGCAACAACCUUGCCUUUAACGUUUAAACCGUCUUGCACUUUGGGAAAGAAAGAGCUAAUUAGAGCUGAACAUUUGGUGAAAAGUGAGAUAAUGGGGGCAAUUAGUGGGGAAGAGUUAAUGAAGUGGGAGAAGAUGCAAGUAGCAAGUGGUCGAGAGGAGAAGAUUCUUGUUUUGGUGAGGUUGAGACCUUUGAGUGAAAAGGAGAUUGCAUCCAGUGAGGUAGCAGAUUGGGAAUGCAUCAAUGAAAACACCGUCUUGUACCGGAACACUCUGCGAGAGGGAUCUACAUUUCCAAAUGCCUAUACAUUUGACAGAGUAUUUCGUGGUGACUGCUUCACUAGGCAGGUUUAUGAAGAAGGGGCCAGAGAAAUUGCUCUUUCAGUUGUCAGUGGUAUCAACUCAAGUAUUUUUGCAUAUGGGCAAACAAGCAGUGGGAAAACUUACACCAUGAAUGGUAUAACUGAGUAUUCAGUGGCGGAUAUAUUUGACUAUAUACAUAGGCAUGAGGAAAGAGCUUUUGUUGUGAAGUUCUCUGCUAUUGAGAUAUACAAUGAAGCUGUUAGAGACCUCCUGAGCACAGAUAAUACUCCGCUUAGGCUAUUAGAUGAUCCUGAUCGGGGUACUGUUGUGGAGAAACUCACAGAGGAAAUUUUGAGGGAUUGGAGCCAUUUGAAGGAGCUUCUUUCUACUUGUGAAGCUCAAAGACAGAUAGGAGAGACCUCAUUGAAUGAGAAAAGCUCCAGAUCACAUCAGAUUAUUAAACUGUCGAUUGAAAGUUCUGCUCGUGAAUUCUUAGGCAAAGACAAGUCGACCACCCUUGCAGCUAGUGUGAAUUUUAUUGAUUUGGCUGGAAGUGAGAGAGCAUCUCAGGCACUAUCAGCUGGGACAAGGUUGAAAGAAGGUUGCCACAUAAAUCGCAGUUUACUAACACUUGGGACUGUUAUUCGCAAGCUGAGUAAAGGAAGACAGGGACACAUCAAUUACAGAGAUUCUAAGCUGACACGAAUACUGCAGCCUGCCUUGGGUGGCAAUGCGAGAACUGCCAUCAUUUGCACUUUGAGCCCUGCAAGAAGCCAUGUUGAACAAACUAGAAACACCCUUUUGUUUGCUUGUUGUGCUAAAGAAGUGACGACAAAAGCACAGGUCAAUGUAGUCAUGUCUGACAAGGCCUUGGUCAAACAUUUGCAAAAGGAGCUGGCUCGAUUAGAGAGUGAGUUGAGAACUCCUGGCCCCACUUCUUCAAGUUUCGAUUAUGGAGCAUUGCUUAGAAAGAAAGAUCUUCAGAUAGAAAAGAUGGAGAAGGAAAUUAGAGAGCUUACUAAGCAACGUGAUCUGGCUCAAUCUCGGGUGGAGGAUUUACUACGGAUGGUCGGAAAUGAUCAAGAUUCAAGACAAGAUACAGAAAACCAUCCUAAAUGGCAGGCAGGGGAUGCAUGGGAAGAUGAAGGUUCAGUGUCAGAGUCAUCUAGCGUGGCUGAUCGUCCUCGUCCUCGUCCAAAUGGUGUCAGAAAGUUCAACAAUCCCCAUUAUGAUGACAGAGACAGUGAGAGUAGUCCUGUGGAGGACAACAAAGGUGAUUAUCUGUCUGAUGGUACGUCUUCAACACUUUCACUUGGAAAGAAGUUUGUGCGAUCUAAUUCAAUCCAAAGCCAAGAGGACAGUGCGGUUGGAGCUGCUGAAUAUUCUGAUGAAUACUGCAAGGAGGUUCAGUGUGUUGAGAUGGAAGAGUCAAGUAGGGACAAGAACUCAGAAUCUCUUGCCUUACCAGCUGGUGGAUAUGAAGGAACAUUGGCUUUGACAUUGUCUGGGAAUACAGAUGUAACAGGUGAAGGAAUGAUGUCAACUUCAGUGAAUGGAGAUAGAGAAGUAAGUCAUCUGCAAAAUGGUUUUGCAUGUGGCGCAUUGGAGCAAAGACUUCAUGAUGUACAAAUGACUAUUGACUCUCUAGCCAGUCCUUGCCCUGAAGAAACAUCUCCACAUGCUUCAGCAGUAGAUAUGUCAACCUCUAGGAGCUUUAGUUUAACUAGAAGCUGGAGUUGUAGAGCUAAUCUGUUGACUGGCUCAUCUUCUCCUGAUAAAGUUGAGAGAACCCCAUCUAGCGGGUUUGAGAAAGGCUUUCCCGGAAGACCAGAAGGUUUUGGAAGGAAGUUUCCUCCAUUAACUUUUGGUUCCAAUGCUACAAUGUUGUCAAGAAAUGAUUCUCAAUCUUCUCUUGGGAGUGCGUGCAUGGAUGAGCUAAGAGAAAACAGUGUUAAAACUGGAGAUGAGGAUAUUACUAGCAUCCAGACAUUUGUUGCAGGCAUGAAAGAAAUGGCCAAGUUUGAGUAUGAAAAGAAACUUGUCGAUGGCAAGAUACAAGAGACAGGGACAAAAGCAGAUAAUAUUGGGAAGAAUGUGAAGGACACUGGAGUGGAUCCAAUGCUGGAAGCGCUGGAAACUCCUCUUAAUUGGCCUUUGGAAUUCGAGAGACAGCAGAAGAUAAUACUUGAUCUUUGGCAAACUUGCUAUGUAUCAUUGGUCCACAGAACCUAUUUCUUCCUUCUCUUUAAAGGUGAUCCAUCAGAUUCCAUUUACAUGGAGGUAGAGGUUAGGAGACUAUCUUUUCUUACAGAAACAUAUUCUCGUGGAAAUCAAGCUGUAGAAGAUGGUCGAACUCCCACUUUAGCUUCAAGCAUGAAAGCUCUUCGUCGUGAGAGAGCGGUGCUGGCAAGGCUGAUGCAGAAAAGGUUUUCAGAAGAAGAGAGAAAGAGGCUCUUCCAGAAGUGGGAUAUUCCAUUGGACUCAAAGAGGAGGAGGCUACAGCUAGCAAACCGUUUAUGGAGUAACAUACAGGAUAUGAACCAUGUCCGGGGGAGCGCAGCAGUUGUUGCGAAGUUGAUCAGAUUCGUGGAGCAGGGACAGGCCCUCAAGGAGAUGUUUGGACUUAGUUUCACACCUCCACGGAUGAAGCGUAGAUCAUUUGGCUGGAAAAAUAGCUCGGCAUCUCUUUUAUAAGCUUCUUUUGUGCCAAAAACAAACAAAAGCGUAGAAGAGGUUUGUGAAACUCGAUCUGCCAUAUAGCAUUCUUUUGCUGCAAUGAAAUGGGAGUAGGUUGGUUGUGAUUGUAACAAUAACAUUACAAACUGCAACAAGUCUUAAUUGGUCACUAGAGGUUCCAAAGCUUGUAUUUUUGUAAUGGGGUUUUAUGCGUAUUGCUUCGAUUUUAAUGAAAUAUGAUCUAUGAUCUCUCUUUCUCUAAAAUGAGUAUUUAUAUAA
This is a messenger RNA of Ziziphus jujuba (common jujube), 3787 nucleotides long. Its product is annotated as kinesin-like protein KIN-7E. Gene Ontology annotation, biological process: microtubule-based movement. Lineage: Eukaryota; Viridiplantae; Streptophyta; Magnoliopsida; Rosales; Rhamnaceae. Bases 623 to 3526 code for a protein of 967 amino acids. The transcript is spliced from 17 exons. The record is from RefSeq and is a predicted model, not a curated record. Gene Ontology annotation, molecular function: ATP binding; microtubule binding; microtubule motor activity.